GUCGCUUUACCCCAGCUGGUAAAACACUAGUUGAGAGGCUUGCAUAAUUAUUUACUUAAUAAAGUUUAUUAUAUACUUUAGUUCAGAUAAUCAACAGUACAUCUGAUUGCUGAACACAAAAUGGCGGUUUCCUUCCUCAGGAUCGGCCGAGCUGGCUCGCUUAAGAAAUGGCUUGAGAGUCGGGGUUCACUGACUUCAGCUCCCUUUGCUGCCCUUUGUACGAAACCUGGGGAUCCCAAAAAACCUGCAAAACAGACCAGCACAACUCAAGUGGACCCAAUCCAGAAGCUGUUCAUCGAGAAGAUCCGCGAGUAUUCAGCCAAGAGCAGGUCGGCUGGUGUUCUGGUCGAUGCCGGCCCUGAAUAUGAACGCAACUUGGCUGAAGAAAUCAACAGACUGCAGCGGCUUUAUGGUGGUGGCGACCUCACCAAAUUCCCAGACUUCAAGUUUCCUGAACCCAAGCUGGAAGAAGUGUCCCCCAAGUGAAUCUGCACUGGCUGUACCGUCACCUCCAUGACCUGAUCACUUAAAGAUAGAUGAAUUGUUAAUACCCACCCCAGCAUAAGAAAACAAUAACAUACAAUAACAGCUAUAUAUGAGAUACUUUAUUGAUCCCUGGGUGAAAUAAUUUUGUAUAAUGUGCACAGAUACAAACACAGUGCAGAGAUAGCAUUUGUAAUGCAAUUAAUAUUGUGCAGAGAAAUACACCCUGUUCUAAAUUAUUAUGCAAAUUCCAUUUAAGUGUCACUAAAAUGAGAUUUUUUGGUUUUCAAUUAAACUCGUGGAUGGCA
Messenger RNA from Brienomyrus brachyistius, 791 nucleotides. RefSeq lists its product as uncharacterized. Lineage: Eukaryota; Metazoa; Chordata; Actinopteri; Osteoglossiformes; Mormyridae. Gene Ontology annotation, biological process: proton motive force-driven ATP synthesis. The record is from RefSeq and is a predicted model, not a curated record. Gene Ontology annotation, molecular function: proton transmembrane transporter activity. The transcript is spliced from 6 exons. Bases 121 to 486 code for a protein of 121 amino acids.